CCUUUGGACUUGCCAAAUACACUAAUAAUAAUAAUAAGAAGAAGUCGUGAACUUGUGUAAGAGACUGACUGGGUGCCUUCCGCUUCCUACCUAGCGACACUUCUUGCUCUAUUAUCGAUUUAUCUUCCUACUUUUUUUUCUGCUCCAGAUUACCUUUCCUGACCUCUCUAUCUACACUAUCUUUCCACCCACCCAUCCAUCCAUCCAUCCAUCACGCUUUCUCUCACCUCUCACCUCUCUCCCUCUCUCUUCCUCUUCCUUCCUCUCUUUCCAUUUCCACACUUCUCUCCUCCUCCUCCUCCCUCAUCAUCGCUCACUUCCUCCAAUUACAAACUGUACUACUACCUCGAAACUCCACAUUAACUUAAUCUCCUACCACUGCCCCAUUUUCCUUUUUCGUCUCCUUCCUCUUCCUCCUCCUCCUCCUCCUCCUCCUCCUACAUCCACCCUUCUCGUCCCCUCUGGUCUUUUUCUUACAUCACCCAAACAACCUUAACUUUACAUUCGUUCUUAUUACUUUCACUUUUUGUCGACGGGAAGGAUUAUACCAAUCUCUUAGUAAUUUCAACCUUGGUGAAAUGGCUAUCAUUGUCAUCGCUAUAUGACGGAUUGAUUUGAUUAAUUAACUGGUUGAUUGAUCGACUUCAUUCAAUGGGAUACCUUGAUUGAUAUCUCUCAUAUCCUAUUCUCCUAAGACAAUAUAUGAUCAUCGAUAACCUUACCAUUGGAAAACAAUCCAUAAAGUCACCACGGAGACACUCACUCCUCAAAAGUAAUUGAUCAUGUUUUAUUCACUACAAGAUUCGUAUCGACUGGGGCUCGUCGCGAUAUGUCUCUUCGCCUUCUUCAAACAUGUCCAGGGAAUAUCUAUGGAGUAUUGUUCAACCUUAAAUACAGGUUCCGGCAGUGCCAAUUCCUCUAUCUAUCAAUCCGAUGGUCUAUGUCACGAUUUCUGCUUGGAUGAAUACGCUUUUGCGGUGGUGCAAGGAUCAGAAUGUUGGUGUUCAAAUUAUGUGCCUGGGACUACAUCUUCGACGAGCAAUUGCAACACCCCAUGCCCAGGUUAUCCAGAUGAUACGUGUGGUGGAGAUGGUUUAUAUGGAUACAUGUCUUUGACAUUAUCUCCAUCGGGAACAAGAGGAGCUGCGACUAUAUCUUCGACUUCGACUUCGACUUCAUCUGACAAGGUAACUACUUCGACUUCGAGUCCUGAACCAGAACCAGUGACAACUUCUUCUUCUACUGCUGAAGCCACUUCUUCUACUAUCGUUCAACCCAAAACUACUUCAUCAACUAGCUCCACAGAAGCAUCCACUACUUCAACAAUACCACCCACUACAGUAGCCGCCCAAAGGUCGUCUUCGUCUACAUCUGGCUCGACCAGUUCUACGUGGACACCCACUCCAGUCAUAUCCCUCGAAACCAUUACCGGACAAGUUCGAACAGUUACUGUUACCCCAACUGCACCACCAAAUUCAAGCAGCGACUCGUCGGCUUCGAAAGGCGAUGGAGGUUUGACAACUGGAGCUGCGGUGGGUCUGACGAUUGGUCUGGUAGCUUUAAUCGCAAUCAUCGCUGGUGUUACAUACUUCUGUAUAAGGAAGAGAAGACAAGAAAAGGCUGAAAAAUAUGCUGCCGUGAAUAGUCGAAGGGAAAGCCUAGCCGGUGUGGGUGUGGGUGGACCAAUACCAUCGAGAACCAUGAGCGAAAACUCACGAUAUGUUCUCGGCACUGAUGGAAAACGCGUUAUCGAAACAUGGGAACCCGAAUUAAAUACACCUGGAUCCAGGAGGAGUCAAUUGAUGCCUGUGGAUCCAAGAUUAGAUCCUUUUGCUGCUGUCUAUCAACGUGGAGAUAACAGGAGUCGAGAGAGUAUCAAUACUAUUCGAGAUGAUCACGAUUAUUCAAGACGAGUUCAUCAACAAGGACCAAUACUUCGAGCUGUCAACCCUGAUCCCGAUUAACAAUGAUUACAUCCUUUCCUUUUUCGCCACACACGAUAUCACGAACCUUCUAUUUUCCACCUUCAGAAACAUACAGGAUUUGAAAGUUUUCACCGCAAUUUAGGUGAACGUUGGAGUUUUCAGCGAAAUAAUCUCGGAUAAUACCCUUCCCGAAGACAGCCAGAGUUUAAUUAAAAGAAUUGGAGCUCAUUCACCAAAAGCACUUGGAAUAAGUAUCAUAUUCCACAGUUGCCAAAUUAAUAAUGGUAAUUUGUCACAUGACUAUGACAAUCCUUGGUGUGGCUAGUUUCGGCGAACCUUUUCAUUUUUCAUUUCAAAUCGUAUUCAUAGAUUUUACACGCACAAGCGAUGGCCUGGUUCAAUGUUGGAUGAGAUGCUCAAGAGAGAUGUCUUCUAUUCUUUGAACUUGUUAUUAAGAUGCAUAUAUGUGCUUAGUGGAGGUGAGAGGAAAUAGGUUACAAAGCAAACGGUGGAUUGUACAUACAUUGAGGAUUGAAAAUUAAUUCAUCUCGGAAAACUUCUGGCUUGGUAGUUGAGUUGCUGGGAUGGGUGUAAAUGGAUAGGAAUAUGGUUCCUGGGAUGAUCCAGCGAAACAUAAGUACAUGGACAUACAAUAUUAAAUAUUAAGGACUUAUUGUGUAGUGAUUGGUACUUGGAUUUGAUGUGUGUAAGUGCG
This is a messenger RNA of Botrytis porri, 2640 nucleotides long. RefSeq lists its product as uncharacterized. Lineage: Eukaryota; Fungi; Ascomycota; Leotiomycetes; Helotiales; Sclerotiniaceae. The coding region runs from base 783 to 1964 and encodes 393 amino acids. The transcript is spliced from 5 exons. The record is from RefSeq and is a predicted model, not a curated record.